This is a messenger RNA of Hymenoscyphus albidus, 2687 nucleotides long. Lineage: Eukaryota; Fungi; Ascomycota; Leotiomycetes; Helotiales; Helotiaceae. The record is from the annotation of a GenBank genome assembly.
CUUCAACUCACCCUGAGUGAGAGAGCUUCACCACAUCCCACAUCCCACAUCGCAUCGCAAUCGCUUUUGCAACAGACCACGACGUUCUUUAAAUCGCAAAUAUCCAUAUCCAUAUCCACAUUCAACCAUACGUGCACCCACUUUGCUCUAGCUCGUACCUCCAUCACAGUGGUAACGGCGCGGCAACAUGGCUGGCCGUUUCGUGCGCGCGUCGAAAUAUCGUAAGCUUCAUUUGCAACUCAGCGAGCACCGGAGCAUAGGGGCAUGCUGACACCUUCAACAGGACAUGUCUUUGGAAAGCCCACACGCAAGGAGUCUUGCUACGAUAACCUGCACAUCAGUCGCAAUGCUUGGGAUACCAAUCUAGUCAAGGUGAGGGAAAGAGGGGCUUUGCGCCUUGCACGCCGUGCGGUGCAGUGCAAGUGCUGGAGAGAACCGGCUGACGGGAAUUGCUGCGAUUCUAGGCCAACCCGGAAUAUCUCUCAGUCAAUUGGGAGUCCAGUGGGGGAGGAGCUUUUGCCGUGAUACCUGUCAAUGAAAAGGGUCGAUUGCCUGAACAAAUCCCACUAUUCCGAGGCCAUACUGGACCGGUCUUGGACACAGAUUGGUGAGUACAUGAGCAGAUGCUGGUUGGGCCACGGCGGGUUUGGUCUGACGUUUCCAGGAACCCAUUCCAUGACCGUGUGAUUGCCUCUGGAUCCGACGAUGGCAAGGUGUUCAUAUGGCAGGUUCCUCAAGGUUUCACCCUAUACUCUGACGGAGACGAGCCGGUAGACGUCGCACCGGUGAUGAAGUUGACGGGUCACUCUAGGUGAGCACAGGAACGACUUCAGGCGUGGAUUGGUGUGCUAAGAACCAUACAGAAAAGUUGGACAGGUUUUGUUUAACCCCGCAGCCGAAAACGUGCUUGCUUCCGCAUCGGGCGAUUACACCAUCAAGCUUUGGGAUAUUGGUUCGGGCAAGGCAAAUCUCACAUUGAAACAUGGAGAUAUUGUGCAGAGCUUGUCGUGGAGUGCGAAUGGAUCCCUCUUAGCCACUACCUCGAGAGAUAAGAAACUACGGAUAUGGGAUGUGCGACAAGAGCGACCGACCCAUGAAGGCCCAGGACAUACUGGAGCAAAAAAUAGUAGAGUCGCGUGGAUGGGUGAGCACAAUCGUAUUGCCACCACCGGAUUUUCCAAGAUGAGUGAUAGACAAAUGGCAUUAUGGGAUGUGGGUAAUGCCAAGGAGCCAAUUGGUGGAUUCACGGUUUUGGAUUCAAUAUCUGGUGUUUGCAUGCCAUUCUGGGGUGAGUUUUCUUCUUUGGAAGAUGCGAUGGAUACAUAUUAAUGUUUCACAGAUGAUGGUACCCAGUGCCUGUACCUUGCAGGAAAGGGGUGAGUUUUUUCUACCAAACCGUGCAAAGAUAUUCUAAUAAAGAUAGUGAUGGUAAUAUCCGUUACUUUGAGUACGAAAACGACAAGUUCGAAUUUUUAUCUGAAUACAAAUCUGGCGACCCCCAAAGAGGUCUCGCAUUCAUCCCAAGACGUGGUAUCAAUGUAAGUCUCUAUAAAACGCCCUGAUUUUUCAUGUAGGUCUAAUAUUUUUCAGGUACACGAGAAUGAAGUUAUGAAAGCCUACAAAACCGUCAAUGACAGCUAUAUUGAGCCUGUUUCUUUCACUGUUCCUCGACGUGCCGAAGUCUUCCAGUCAGACAUUUAUCCACCUGCAACUGGCCUCAAACCAGCAGUCUCUGCAGCAGAAUGGCUAUCGGGUAAGGAUGGCAUUCCUGCAAAGAUUGAUUUGGAGAGUGUGUAUGAAGGCAAUGGACCAGUUGAAGUUCCAUCUGACUACAAGCCGGCAGUUGCGCCCACCCCUACACCUGCUCCAGCAAAGCCCAUAAUGAAGCAUGAACCAGAACCAGCAGCAGCAAGAGCCCCGCCACCAACGAUGUCUGAACAAAAGGGGUCUAUUUCUGCCAUGGCAUCGAAGUUUCAAGACAAUGAAGUAGAAGAGGAAGACGAGACUUCAAGCUUCGAGGAAAUUGCCAAACCUGUUCAGAGAGCUAGAGUGGAUCCCAAACCCGCCUCUCCUGUCAAAGCUGCUUCCCCCGUCAAGGCUGCAUCUCCUGUUAAGACGGAAGCCCCACGACCAGCACCCGUCCAAUCAACAGCACGCGUGCAAACCCCUCUUGCAUCUCCAAGUGUUUCAUCUGGACCAACAGGCUUAACCAAUUCAUCGGUAGAAGCAUCGCUAGCUCAAAUCAAAACUCUACUGGAGGCACAAACGAAAACAAUCACAGUACAAAGCGAGCGUAUUGGUCAACUUGCUCAGGAGGUUGAUACUUUGAAGAUGAGAGUUGGAUCAGGUCCGCAAGACCAAAGUGAGAGGAUUCGACAAUUGGAGCUGGAAUUGGAGGAAGCGCGUUCUUAGUAUUUUACGACAGAACGAAUUAUGAUUGGAUGAAGUGUAGCAGUCUUUUGUAGAGUCAAAAUUUUGAGAUGGGUGGCGAAUAGCGCGUGUAUUUUUCAUUUCCACGCAUUCCACACAUGUUUCAUCAUAAGGCCAGCCUGUGCCCAACUUCCCCCCCCUCAAACUUUGACUGUCAAUAUGCUAGACUAAUUUUUAGGAAGUUUGUGAUUCCGCGGUGGUUUCCUAGCCAUCCAGGUCAUCGUCCAUUGCGCAUAUGUACCCCAACUUUCUCUUCA